Molecule: messenger RNA, 5415 nt
Organism: Cydia strobilella
Lineage: Eukaryota; Metazoa; Arthropoda; Insecta; Lepidoptera; Tortricidae
Exons: 28
Coding region: 281-5146 (1621 amino acids)
Biological process (GO): intraciliary transport involved in cilium assembly; centrosome cycle; cilium assembly
Cellular component (GO): centriole; centrosome; centriolar satellite
Source: RefSeq, a predicted model, not a curated record
UGAUUGUGGUGUAUGGUGUAUUUAUUGUAUUGUUAAAAUUAGGAAUUAUUUUAGAUUUAGUGUGUUUUGGAAUUAUAAACUUCGAGUAAUCGCCUCUUUAGUUUCUCAAUAACUUAUAAAUCGGAACGCAAAUCGUCGUGUAUAUGUUUUUUAGAAUAUGAUGUGUAGAUGGCUUCUCACCAAGAUUGUACUUUCGGAAGUAUCUGCGCCGGCCUAUUCAUAAGUUUUACAUAUAUUUUUGAAGUCUUGAUGCACUUAGCUGAAGGAAAUCUCAAUUGUUAUGGCUCCUGGUAACAACGAGCGGCAUCCGAGUCACACGGGAACUAUUCCGAAGACAAAAGCUCGGAAUAAUUGUAAUGUUCCGCAGGAGGCUGUGACUCCCACCAGGAGGGAUAUGGCAUCUAACCUAGUCUCGACAUCCCUUGACUGGGUCCCUGUGUCAGAAUACAACAGCAGAACAAAUUACAACCAAUCAAGGAAGCAGACAAAUAAUACAUCGGACCAAGAACUUAAUGACUUAGAAAAUUCCGUAUCAUUUGAGAGUGGAUUCGGAAGGUUUGUCCCGGUGAGGCCGCAGCCGCGCGCUCUGCCGUUGAACGUGCAGAACCGUGAGAACCUGUCCAAUGAGCACCAGGACGACGCCAGCUCCAUGUCCGGACACACCCUCCACCCUUAUGCACAUCAAAUGCAGAAUGGUUUAGUUCCUCACUCCAAUCAUGCAAAUCAUGCUGCUGCAGCAGUCAUGAUCGUCAACCCUACCACACCGAAUGCGGUCACUGCAAACAUGUCUCAACCUUUCAAUGCGCCUAAUCAAAACCGAAAGAACUUGACAAAUAAUUUGAACCCAGCGAGGAACAAUUUAGACGGAAACCAUUCGAGCCACAACAACGCGGCGUCCUCUAGGCCGGGCACUAAGACCGUCAACCUGAUGAACAACAUGUAUGACCCGCAGGUCAGCAUGAACAACGUCAAUGAGAAUAACCAUGUUCACAGGGAAUCAGCCAGGGCGUUAGGGGAGGCAAUAGUGGCGGCCUGCCCCGACACCGCGGCCGUGGAGCGGCGGCUCGGCCAGAUCCGCGAGUACAUCCGGGUCACGUCGUCUCUCGUCGACACCAUGCGCAACUCUGAGGACGAGGCUUAUAUUGAGCAUACGAAAGAAGAAUAUGACGAACUGGUAGAGAUGGUAAUGAAAUUGAAAGAGAGUGAGACGAAACUAGAGAAAGUGUUGAAUGAGGAACCGGAUAAUGUGGAGGUACCUGCCGAAGAAGCAGACGCUGCGGCGGCGGUGAACGAGGCGGUGGUUGACAAAGAACUGCCCACUGAAAUCAAAGAGGAUGAGCCGAGCAACGCAAGCAAACAAGAUGGUACUGCUGAAUGUACCACACUAAAGAAAGUCACUAAUCUAGAGAAUGAACAGUUGAAUAAAAGCUUGCAAAGUGUGAAGAAUUGUAGUGAUCAUCUAAUACCAGCGAGCGACUUAGGCGAUGCACCCACCGCGCCCGUACCGUCGGCACGUAACUACCCCGAAGACGAUACAGUGGAAAUCAAAGAAAUUGAAAGCAUUCCGUGCGAGGAAAUAACACACGACCGUCACUUGAAUGAGGUGCUGCGUAAAAAUAUUAUUUCGUGCGUAGAAAAAGUAGCGAUCAUAGAAGAAAUGAAAAAUAAAAACUGCAGUAACAUUGAGGAUCAGGAUGUGGUGGUUCGACCCGUAUCAGUUCAGAGUAACGGUUCAGCUUAUAGCGAGAGUGAACUUUGGCAGAAUGAGAUAAAAAACAAAAUGGAGCUGUCUCAACGCCGUUUGACCGCUUUAAAGCAACAGCAGAAGAGACUAAUCAAGUACCAGGAGGAAGCCAAACAACAAUUAGAGGAAAUCAACCGAGAGCGACAGUCUCAAGAAGCCCUUCCGUCGACUUCCCAUGACAACUUUGGUGGCAUACAGAAUCACCAAAUGAACGGCAACUACAAUCGCAUGUACGCCGCGAACCAAAUCGGGGUGGCCACGACACUGCCCCAUUCGAACGAGAACGUCGCGAGCCGCGCGAACAGCGAACACGGACACAACCAGGACGACAGGUUCUCGCACCGCGACGCGAACAUCGCGAGCAGCGAGGAGGCGUUGGGCGCGAACAGCGACGCGGAGGACGCGCUGCUGACGGAGCGCGGCCGCGCGCUGCAGGCCAAGCUGCGCGAGCUGCAGCUCAAGAAACAGCACAUGGAGAACCUCGUGUCAGAGUUUCAAAAGCUGCAGAUGGCGACGCAUCUCGGCUCCAACAACACAUACUCGAGCUCUGGAGAGGACAGCGCCGACGAGCCAACAAGGAAAUGUAACAAAUCGGGAGGUAAUAUAAAAAACGAAGACCCUUUUAAGCUCAUGGAAAUCAAAGCUAUAAAAACAGCUCUCCAGAAGACUAAAGAUCUGAUGCGGUCAGUGGAAAACUACGAAUCGGACCAUUUGUCCGGGGCGCACGACGAUUCCUUCCAGAUGCCUAGUCACUCUAAUAUAAACGACAAUAAAUCGGAAGGCGGCGGCAGUAUCGGCGGCUGGUCCAACGACGGUAGCGUCUGUCGCGUGCGCAACUCUCUGCCGCAGCGGCACAAGUUCACCAACGAGCAGCACGAGCAGCAGCACUUGCAGCAGCAGCAGCACAUGCAGCAGCAGCAGCAGCACAUGCCGCACUUGCAGCAGCAGCAGCACAUGCCGCAGCCGCAGCACAUGCCGCACCCGCAGCAGAUGAGCCACGAGUCGAAUAUUGCGUCUUUGCAAGAGUUAGCUCAAGAACUUCGCAUGGAGACGGAGAAGAUUGUCGGCGAGAGAACUCGUAUCAAAGACAUGCUCUCCAAUAAGGAGACGAGCCGCAAGCAGAAGAUGGUGAACGAGCAGGCGUCGACCAGCAGCGGGUGGCACGCGGCCGGCCCCGCCGAGCGCCGCCAGCUGCAGCUGCGUGCGCUGCUCGCCGACAAACAGCGCGAACUGGACAAGCUACUCAACAAGGAGAAAGUACUAUGUGGAAAUGCAGAAAGUCAGAAGAUGAUGGCGGACUCGUGUACCGGCUCCAUCAUUACUGGUAUCAACCAGUCCUACAAUAGUGAACAAGAAGAGCCCGAUUCGCGGUCGGAGCAGAUACUUUUGGACUCUCAAAACUCCAGAGACACCGACAACUUCAGGGUGUGCGGGCAGGGAGGCCUCAGCACCGCCACGCUGCCGUCGCGCCGCGCCAGCGCCUGCUGCAGCGACAGCGACAGCGCAUCGCGGACCAAAUCGAACGCGAGAAGUCGAGCUCGCCGUAGACAAACCCAAGAUCGUCUGUCUGAAGAUAACAAUGUACCACAGUCGAACAACUCGAGCCAUUCAUUGAGGCACGAGCCCAGAGCGGAGCCCUCAAACAUCAACUUGGUCCCACCUAUUUCUCAAAAUGUUGACAAUCCGAUCAACAUGCCGUACCCUCACAUGCCGCCGCCGUAUUGGAAUAAUACGAAUAAAACUAACCAGGAUAUGCGCACGAACCAGUUCACGCAGAACAGCCACUCGCAGACCAUGGAGCGGCUGAUGGGCGCGCCGCAGAUGUCCUUCCCGCCCUCCGUGCCCUUCAACAUGAUGAUGCCCUACGGCGGCAUGGUGCCGGGCUGCGGCUGCGGCUGCGGGCUGUGGGGCGCGUGGUGCUGGCAGCAGCUGCUCCAGCAGCAGCGCGAGCUGCACGCGCUCAGGGACCACCUCUCUCUUCUUGAAGAACGCUGGCGCGCAGAGACCGCGUCCCACACGCUGAACAACCAAGUGGCUCCCGGCAACCGCGCCAACAACUAUUGGGAUAACUUUAGAAGCUACUCGCGGCAGAACCUGCUGUCGGCGAACAGCAAGACCAACGCGGACGGGCACCUCGGCGGGCUAGCGGCCGCGCCCUUGCCGCAGCCGCUCGUCUCGCGCAGCCACAACGCGCUGCGCCGCGCCCCGCCCCCGCCCCCGCCCGCGCCCGCGCCUUCCCACGUCGCACGUCGCGCCGCGCCCGACGUGCUCAACCUGCACCACGCCGAGCCCCAGCCCCAGCCCCAGCCCCACUCCAACAACCUGCACGCGGCCGACAAGCGCAAGUCCUGCUCCAAGCUGCCCGCCAAGAACUCGCGCGCCGCGCCCCUCUCCACCGGCAACCUCCACCUCCAAGACAACCCCAACCUGGCCUCCGCCCGCCGCGACGUCGCCGACAAGGCCACCUCCAAACUCUUCGAUCUCCUCCGAGAGAACGUCUACUCCGAGGUGACGACCCUCAUCGGCGUCAACGAGUCCCACCCCGACUUCCUCAUUCAGCUGUUCAAGGAGCUGCAGCUGAUCAGCUCGGACCCGCUGCGGCAGAGGGUCCUCCAGUCCAUUCGGGGCGUCCUGUCCCAGUACGGAUCCGCGCCGGAGGGCCGGCCGGGCGACCGGCUCCGCGAGGAGGCCGGGCCGGCCGCCGAGGGCGACUCCGCCGACCGCGCUCUCUCCGCGCAGGCCGGGUGCUCGACCGCCCCCCACUUCGACAACAAUAUUGUUCGCUUUCUAUUACUAAAAAGUGAAGAAAUAUGCACCCCCGAGCUGAUGGACUCUCUAGCGACGCAUGUUUUAAACGGGGGUCUCGACGGUAGACGACCCCAGAUAUCUAAGAAGAGGCUGCUCGAGUUCCUCUCUAAAUACGAGGGUAUGACCGUCUGCAGCGUAUCGAACGACAUUAUCGAGAGCCUGCCGCUGGUGAUAUCGGGCGGCGGGGGCGGCGGGGAGGGGGAGGCGGGCGAGGCCGGCGAGCCACCGCCGCUGCAGGACGUGGCGGGCUCGCUCAGCCUGUUCAGCGCGAGCGACCCCGCGCUGCACGCCUGCCCCUACGACAUGUGGCCGGGCCACGUGCACGUGGACGUGGACGGGGAGCCGGGCGAGGCGAGCCCGCGCGGCCGGGAGGACAAGGUGGACCUGCUCGACUGCUCGGAGAUGCACAACGGCGACCUGGCCGAGGCGGACCAGUCGUGCGAGGCGGCCGAGGCGCUGCCCGACGUCGUGGACACGGAGGAGGCCGCGCCCGCAGAGGCUGAUGCAGAAUGGGUCGGGCUCGAUCGCGUGCCAACAAGGCUGCAUUUGGGAGAGUCAUCUGAAAAACAGAAAGGUGAUGUUAAUAUAAUGUAAGAACGGAGCAAACACCCAAACUGCAAACUUGACAGUUUGCUUCGUGUUUGAGUGGCCCUGAAAGUAAAUAUCACAAGAUUAGAUCUUCUCACUCCAUCUGAAACAGAAAGAUGAAACAAAUGGAAAUUAAUAAUAUUUCUUCUUUUUCAGAUUAAAUCUCGAGCGUCCCGUUGAAUUUCCGAUUGUGUUUUUAUUGCGUGUAACGUUAGACUUGAAUUAUCCAUUUAUUUAAUAUUAAUUAUUCUAUAAUUUUAGAAUAUGCAUUGUGU